GUCGCAAAUCACUUCCCAGAAAGCAAACAAUUCUAUCCCAUCUGGCCAUCUCAUUACAUUCCACUUGUCUAAUCGCCUAUAUAAAUAGUAAGCACUUCUGCAGGCAAUAUAGCAAGCCAAGCACAGCAAUCCCAAAUCCCAGAACUAUAAAGAAGGUCAAUUUCUUUGUUCGCAAUUAUCAGUUCCAUGGCAUUCACAACUAUGGCCAAAGCAACCUCACUCAAACCGCUAGUGUUCGUACUUUUUGUAUCCAUGUUGAUCAUGAGUUUCUUUCGGAGCGGGCAGGCACAAAUUUCUUGUGACACCGUCAAGAAUGACUUAUCUCCAUGCGUUAGCUUUAUCAUGAAUGGAGGAAAAGUUUCUCCUGCUUGCUGCAGUGGGCUUAAUACUCUACUCAGCCGAGCAAAGACUAGAACUGAUCGCCAGAGUGCUUGUUCCUGUUUGAAAUCUGUUGUUGAAAGUGCUACUGAUGAUCAACUCAAGAAUGCUGCUCAAAUUCCUCAUUCAUGUGGUGUUAAUCUGCCAUUUAAAAUCUCACGUGAUGUCGACUGCUCAAAGGUGAACUUAGCUUGAUGGGCACUUGAGGUGCUUCUCCAGGAUGCAUCACAUCACUGUCUAAUCUUGAAUGGUUUCGUGGACUUUAAGAAUCUUCCUAGGUUCCUACUGAUGUACAACAAAAGAAUAUGCUAAAUGUAAUGUUUUAAUGUUCUAUCUAUCGAACAUAAAGUUGUUUAAGUAAUAUACCUAUUAUUAGAGUAUACCCGUUAUAGUGAUUAAGAUCAAUCGACAUUCGUACUUUCUUUCUAUUUCCUAUUUUUCAUGAGCCCUCGCUUUGAAUGAAGUA
Coffea arabica (coffee) is the source of this 844-nucleotide messenger RNA. The record is from RefSeq and is a predicted model, not a curated record. Lineage: Eukaryota; Viridiplantae; Streptophyta; Magnoliopsida; Gentianales; Rubiaceae.